AUGUCCUCAAAAUUUUGGGCCGAAUUAUCUAGCGAUUAUGAAAAACUUUUUGAUUUAGAAUUUGGAUACGAUGUUAUUAUUUAUGCUGGAGAAGAACCAGAUGUUAAAGAAAUUCAUGCUCAUUCAAAUAUUUUGUGUAUUAGGUCGCAAUAUUUUCGUUCCGCAUUUUCUAAUGAAUGGGCAGAGAGGAAAGAUGGAAAAUUUAUUUUAAGAAAACCGAAUGUUUCGGGAUAUUUAUUUAAUAUUAUUCUUAGAUUUCUUUAUUGUGGAAAUAUUGAAUUAAAAAAUUUACAAGGUUCUGAUAUGUUAAAAUUGUUGGUAGCAGUGGAUGAACUUAAUAUUCAACCAUUAAUUUCUCACAUACAAGAAUAUUUAAUUGAACAUCAACCCGAAUUUUUAAAUAAAAAUCCGACAAAACUUCUUGAAAUUGCUUAUCAACAUGAAACUUUUACGGAUUUAUGGGAUUUUUGUCUUGACAAAGUUUGCGAGGAACCUAAAAUUUUAUUUAAUUCUGAUAAAUUCCUUGACUUAAAAGCUCCUUUAUUAGAAUUAUUGUUGAAAAGGGAUGAUUUAAAUGCGGAUGAGAUUGAUAUUUGGGAUAAUUUAUUAAAAUGGUGUUUUGCGCAACUUAACGUGAAGGAUGAUUCGAAAAAAUGGAAUAAAGAAGAUAUUCCAAAGAUUGAGGACUUAUUAAGCAGAUUUAUUCCUUUAAUUAGAUUUUAUGAUAUUGAGCCUAAAGAUUUCUUUUACAAAAUUUAUUGUUAUAAAGACGUCUUACCGAAGGAUUUAAUUUAUGAUCUUUUAGAAUUUCAUGUAGUACCUAAUAUGAAACCUAAAUCUAAUGUGACGCCUUCAAGAAAAUCAAAUUUAAAUCUUAAACUUGAUUCAACUUUAAUUGAAUCGGACUUCACUUCUCUCUUCGCAUCAUGGAUUGAUAAAAAGGAUUCUAAGUAUUAUAAUAAAAAAAAUAUUCCUUACGAAUUUAAGUUAUUAUAUCGUUCAAGUAGAGAUGAAUUUAAUGCAGCAUCAUUUCAUAGAAAUUGUAACAAGAAAGGUGCUACUAUUUGGAUAGCGAAAAUUCAAGAUUCAACACAAUUAAUCGGAGGUUAUAAUCCACUUGAUUGGAGUGGAACUGGUUGGAAGAAUACUUCAGACAGUUUUUUAUUUAACUUUAAUGAUGUAAAUAAUAUUUCUAGUGUAAAAUUGGGCUAUGUUUCUGAUGGAAGUCGUGCGGUUUAUUGUAAUAGUAAUUAUGGUCCUAGUAUGGGUGAUUUAGUUUGCUCUGAUUCCAAUAAUUGGGAAUAUGAUUAUCUUUUUAAUGGGGAUUAUCCUAACAUAGGUAUUCCAGCAAAUUUUACGGUAGAAGGAUAUGAAGUAUUUCAAGUAAUAAAGAAAACAUGA
This is a messenger RNA of Rhizophagus irregularis DAOM 181602=DAOM 197198, 1401 nucleotides long. The record is from RefSeq and is a predicted model, not a curated record. Lineage: Eukaryota; Fungi; Glomeromycota; Glomeromycetes; Glomerales; Glomeraceae.